AUGUAUAUUGGUAUUUCCAAAGACUGUUAUUUUUUGAUUCAGUUAAUUCAUAAGCACACUAAUAUAAAAAUUGAACAUAUUUUACUUCGUUUAAAGAAAAUUAGACUAAAUAGCACAUUUUUAGAAUUAGAAGAUAAUUUUGGAAUAUCUCUAUCAUAUGCAAGUAAAAUAUUUUUGUCUAAUAUCCCAAUAUUAAGUAGUGUAUUAACCAAAUUUAUUGUUGCUUUAGACAAAAAAAACAUAAAAAAGAAUCUCCCAAUUGCAUUCAGGCACAAUUAUUACAAUGUCAGUUGUAUCAUUGAUUGUCUGGAAAUCGAUAUACAGAAACCCUCCAAGGCUUUAUAUCAGGCAUUAACAUGGUCAGACUACAAAAAAGGGAAUACUGUGAAGUAUUUAAUUUCAUGUACACCUAAUGGUUUAGUCAAUUAUGUAUCACAAGGGUUCGGUGGCAGAACCAGUGAUGUCACCAUAGUAGAAAACUGUAGCUUUAUAAAUGGGUUAGAGCCAGGAACUUACAUCUUGGCUGACAGAGGCUUUAAGCACCUUGAACCUUUACUUCAUGCAAAAGGAAUGAAAUUAUUAAGACCACCUAAUGUAAGUGCUGGUGCAAAAUUGACUAAAUCUGAAGUUCGACAAACUAAAAUCAUUGCAAGCUUACGAAUUCAUAUUGACAGAGUCAUAAGACGAUUAAGGGAAUUUCACAUGUUAAAGCAACAUUCAGUUAUAAAUACAAAUAUGCGUCGUUUCCUUGACCAUAUUAUUAUUAUUGCUUGUGCACUAAUUAAUUUGCAGGAUUCUCUAAUUAAAUAAUGUGGCUAGCUAGUUAAGGAAUCAAAAUGAAAUAAUAUAUUUUUACCUUUAUAAAAUGUUUUUUAUUGCUCACUCACAUAUAUUUGUAUUACAUAGUAAUAUGGGGUAUAUAUUGUGUUUCCAAAAUGAAUCUAAUUUAUUUAUUAAGUUAUUUACAUAAUCAUCAUCAUAGUAUUCUAAAAUGAUGUCAACUUUUUGUGUCUGCUCGAAGUUACUGUCCGCUACACAAAAAUAACAUUUUUGCAGACCAGUUGCAUACAUUUGCAGUUGCACCUGCGCUCUACAUUUUUCAGAAAGGAUGCCAUUUUUUAUAUAAUUUCCUUUAGAUUUGGUCUUAGUAGGACACUUUAUUUCUAUAACAGCAUCGUUCAUUACACCGUCAGGAGAUGCAGCAAUCACAGGAUUGUCUUUACAGAUAUAAAGCCCGCAGGAAGUUAU
This is a messenger RNA of Aricia agestis (brown argus), 1248 nucleotides long. RefSeq lists its product as uncharacterized. The transcript has a single exon. Bases 1 to 810 code for a protein of 269 amino acids. Lineage: Eukaryota; Metazoa; Arthropoda; Insecta; Lepidoptera; Lycaenidae. The record is from RefSeq and is a predicted model, not a curated record.